This is a messenger RNA of Paramuricea clavata, 714 nucleotides long. Lineage: Eukaryota; Metazoa; Cnidaria; Anthozoa; Malacalcyonacea; Plexauridae. The record is from the annotation of a GenBank genome assembly.
AUGACGGUACUAUCUAAACAACCAAAUAACCCUUUUGUAAGACACUUGUUUUUCACCAAGAAAAAAGAAUACAAGAAAUUAACUAGAAAACGUAAGAGGAAUUUUCAUAGCAAUAUAUUGGAUAAAAUUAAAAUCUUGGCGGAUAGCAAUCCGAAAGCGUUUUGGAACCUUGUUAACUCAAUUAAAUCCAAUCGUACUAGUGGUUCCAACGAAAUAUCGCCCGUUGAGUGGUUUAACUAUUUUCACGACCUAAACAAGACUAAUUUUUCCUCUGAGAGCACUAGCACUGAGUCUCGAAUAGUCGCCGAUAUUAACCUUUGGGCGACCAGUGGUGUUGAGAUUCUUGACAAACCUAUUUCUUUAAAAGAAAUUCACGACAUCUCUAGAAAACUCAAACUUAACAAAGCAAGCGCAAAAGAUUCACUUAAUAAUGAAAUUAUUAAAAUAUCAUCUAUUAGUUUAGCUCCUCACUAUGUGAAACUAUUUAAUAAGAUUUUAUCUAGUGGAGUUUUCCCAAAAAUAUGGUCGGAAGGCCUUAUUACUCCUAUACACAAAUCGGGAAAUAAAACUGAUCCUGGAAAUUACAGAGGCAUAUGCAUCUCUAGCUGUUUAGGAAAAUUUUUCACUUCAAUUCUUAAUGCACGUUUAAAUGUUUUUCUAGAAGAAAACAGUAUUUUGAACAAGUACUGGAUCGGUAGCGUGGUAUUCACGUGA